This is a messenger RNA of Venturia canescens, 3547 nucleotides long. RefSeq lists its product as uncharacterized. The transcript has 3 exons. NCBI's taxonomy places the organism in Eukaryota, Metazoa, Arthropoda, Insecta, Hymenoptera, Ichneumonidae. Bases 728 to 2278 code for a protein of 516 amino acids. The record is from RefSeq and is a predicted model, not a curated record.
CAUUCAUUUAAGCCGAAAAAUAGUUUUAAACAAUUGCGGAUUUACUCGAAAGGUUAAGGUGUAGUUACGAGAAUUUUUCUAUACUAUUAUCGCGAUUAGGCCUUGGAGUGUAGAAUUUUUACGAGAGCGAGUGAGAGAAAGAAAAAGAGAGAGAAAGGGUUGCGGUCGCGCGUAUACCCCCCCGAUUCUUUAGUGAAAAUAUACACAUUUUUUUUUCGACUCGCCGGAGCGAUCGCACGCAGCAUUGUGUUACAUGGCGUCAAGAUAAUCGUACCAGUUUAAAUUGCGUCUCUGAGAGUCUAUAGGGAGUGUACUUCACGCAUCACGGCCAAACGUCGCUUCGCUUCGGUAAACAAAAAAACGAGAAAAAAGCCCUUUUCAGUAUCUAUGUGAAGAGUUUACAGUUCCUUAUGAAGGGUUUAACUAAUUUACGUGAAUUCAUUUAAUCACGACGACUCAACUUCGAGACCAGAUUUUCUUCUCACUCUCUGUAUCUCCACAUUUUUGCCCGUGUGGGACCCAAGUAUUUAGAGAUAUCUUUGUUUUUUCUGUCUCUGCUUCUGUAAGGGAACUCGAGGGUGAAGAACAAUCGUAAAAAUAGGUGAAAACCAUCAGGUUUUUCUACACUCGACCGAGGAGUUUCAAAGCUACUUUUAAUAAACGAAAUAACUAAAGAAAAACACUAAGAGAGAUAAAAAAGAUUAAGUACGAAAAAAAGCAAGAAAACAUGGGUAAAACGCCAAAGAAGGCGGCCCCUGGAGGCGAUGAGAGGAAUUUGUACGUUCGCAGACUCAAAACUACUUCUGCUCUGUCGUCUAAAGGUUCCAUGAGACAACGAGAGUCGGAUAAUUCCAACAGGGCUAAAUUGGUCGGAGUGCAAAAACAACUGCCGGUACCUGUGACUAAAGUUUUUAAGAGCAAGUUGCGUAGUCCUGCAAAGUCUCAUCACCAAGCAAUGAAAAAUCCGCCUGGGUUUCAGCCUACAACGAGUAAGGAGGAGAAGAAGUUGACAUCAAUAACAUCAAAGUCGCAAGAUACCGAGUCUGGCACGAUGCAUACGGGUUCUGAGGAAUCAGCGGUGCAGCUGAGAGUGUCAAUAACGAAGAAGGACGUCAAAGAAGAAAGUGGGAAAAAUUCUGCGGACGAUGAUGUUGUCAAAGGAGUUGAAGAAAGCAUCAAUCAUUCGAGUACAAACGGUAAAGAAAUUGUAGAAUUAACAGAAACAGAAAAUACGCCUCGUGAGGAAACGCCAAAAGAGACGGCGAGCGAAUCGAUCGAGGAAAAAUCGACGAAUGAGAAAAGCAGCACCGAGAUCGAAAAGCAGGAAAAUGGCGAUCUCUCGUUCGAAGCACUGAAGAACGAGGAUCAGAAGGAAGAGAUUGAAACCGCUGGUUCGGAGAGCGAAGAGAGCUUUUUAAAACUAAUCGACGAGCCCGAAGUGUCAAAAUCAACGGACGAAAAUUUGCCAACCGAAGAAUGUACGACGAACGGAGAUAAUAAAGGAGAAAAAAUCGAAGAAACUGUAGCGUUGUCGAAAGUAAUCGAAAACUCCUCGAACGAAGUCGUAGAAUCGACAACUGGUGAGACUUUGGACAGUGGGAACAUAUCACAAUCGGACAAAGAAGCCGAAACUACGGACCAAGAUACAGCGAACCGAAACAUCGACGACGCAUCCUUCGUUUCUUACGAUUCAUCGAUAAUGUUAAAAGACGUACAAAUCAAAUUGAAUGAUUGUCUCAAGGAUAAUUCAAAGCUGUUCGAUGUGAGUAACGCCGAAGAUCCGGUUCCGGACGAACCGCCGAAACGCGUCGAUAUGUCGUUCGGCAAAACUCUGCGAAAUAUAUCGGGACGCAGCACGAUAAAUCGUUUGAGAUACAUCACCGUUCGAGAAAGCCGGUUUUCACCGAACAGCUCGCUUUUCGUAAACACAUCGAGUGUUUCCUUGGAUCAAGACGAUCCUGCGAGCAGCAAACUCUCACGAUAUCCGAGCGAGCUGUCCGACGCGAUACUUUGCAACGGCAGUCCCGCCGACAGGAAACGUAAAAUGACAGAUAACGAGGGAGCAUCUUUUAAAAAAUUGAAAACCGAGAGCAGUAGCAAUUUCUUUAACACGUCCUUGGAAUUACUGAAAGGCUUGAGAAGACCCGUCGAAGUAUCGACGCCUAAUGCUCAAGGUUACAAUUUCCAAACCGAUGAAUCGAACUUCAAGGGUUUCAACGACGACAAAUUAACGUCAGACCCCGAGGUCGAACCCAAAAAAUGGUGUGUCGUUAUGUAAAACGAUGAAAAACCCGAUAAAUACCAGAGAUAUUCAAGCGAAUCAUUGGGAAAUCGAACUUGGGACAGUAGCAGAGAUUUUUUUUACUAUUAUCCCAAGUUCCGCCAUUCUCUUUGCCUUUUUUUUGUAAUUUACAAUAAAACCUCAAAAUUAUUCAAUCGUAUUAUAUUUAUGUUUAUAAUACGAUAUUGAAUAACAUUAAUAAGAUGGAUUGUGGCUUAGGAAGGUGAUGAGUCUGCUUAAAAUUUAGGAAAGCGGAUAUUUGAUAAAAAGCGUAGAGGAAGAAGUCAUGGCCAAAAUCCGUCUGUCAUUUGAAUCAACUACAGUCAGUCCCUUUCUAUAAUCUGCAAAGAGUAUAUUUACACUAUAUAUUUGUAUGUUUCCAAAAAAAAAAAAAAGAGAGAAAAUGCCUUUGUUUUCUUAUCACUUUUGGUGUUGGAACAAUGAUUCCGCUCCGAUUAGUGGUAAUUGAUGAGAGUACAAUUCGUCAAGUAGACAACAUUCUAGAAAUUCGAUAUUUUCAACGUUGCAUCAACUCUAUAUUUUUUUUCUAUUUUGUUUGUUAUAAAUUAUUCAGCAUAUAUAUGUUUACGUACGAAUGUUGCCCAUGGAUUAAUCAGAAAACCCAAAAAAAACCGAUUUUGUAUACAUUCUCAAUCUGUUCGACAAAUGUGUGUUCAUUUUCAAAAUGAUAUUUUUCUCGAUGUAUGAUACAAACUGACACUUUACCGACCCAUGACAGUUUUUAUUUCACUAAUUGUAACCCCUCCGUUCGAGGCAUAGAAUUUUUAACGAAACUUUUGUGUCAAUGAUCGUUCUGUUAUCGCUAAAUCGCUUGAUUGUAUUUCGUGACAUUUACGUAUCGAUUCUUUGCGGUUAUUCGAAUCUAUUUCAUCCCAUUGACAGCAUCAUCGUAAACCGAUCCAUAAUUAUAAUUUUUUUAAGAAAUUAAAAUAAUGAAUAAUUGUAUCUAUCACGUAUAGUGUUGAAUUUAUGCUCGAUACCAUAUUCUUUUAUCAUAUUUUACUUGUACGAAGUCUAAUUUAUAGAGUAUGGCUCGAAGAUAUUAUUUUGAGUUCAAUCAAUAAGCAAAACAGAAAUCGAAUGAGGAGAAGACAUAGGCGAGAAAAACAGACCAAUCAUCCCACCAGUUUAUUCAUUAAUUGUUAUUUCGAUAAGUCUCCUCAUUCGUCGAAAAAUUAUAACGAUAAUAAUGAAUACGUGUACAUAGAAAGUAUGAGUGAUUUUUAAUAAACCCCAUAAUGCAAA